GACCUGUUUCUGCUUGCCGCGCGGGCAUCUUGUUUCAAGGCCUCCCAAAGACGCAUGGGAUGUACAGGGGGUGAAGGGGGACCCCUCACCUUUCAGCUGGUCUCUGCGUCGAUAUCGAUAACAGACCCCUGUCAGGAGGCAGGUAAGCUGGAGAGAGGAAGACAUCUCAAGAAAAGGUAGACAUACACGCAAAUGCAGGUUUCGGCAGUCUGCCUUUGCAUUGCACAGCGGUAGACACGCGGGCAGCCGCAUUAACCCCGGGAGCCAAGAUCCAAGCCGUCGAGGGAAAGUCGGAGACCGGAGCCAAGUCACGGUCACCGUUUCCACCGCCCGAUACCAUACCUUAUCCGAUAUCCAGCAACGCUACUCCGUACCAUUAGGAUCCUCCCCGACUCAGAAUCCUCCUCUUGUUGUUGUAAGACAACACGAUAGCACAGGCCCGGCGCCGACCUUUAAUAGAAACAAUAAUAGGUACAGAUCCACGACCACAACCGCGGGUCACCCGGUGUCGAUCUGUGCUCAGCUACCAACAUACAACGGGGUACAGGCGCCAAUUCGAUGUGAUCGAGUUCUCGGAUCAAUUGACACCACUCCACAAACCGAUAGCUUGGAUCGGGUCGCAAAGCAGUGUGUACCACCCGCACCCAGGAUAGGAUACUUGGAAGGAUUUCGUGGGAAUAAGGGGGCGGCAAACAAAAACCCAACACUCGAGAAAUGGCAUCGGCCGAACAACCGUUGCCUUAUGCCCCGAGAACAAGCAGCAUAUCCGCGUUUGUAGAGGCCCCCCCCAGCGACUCCCACCGCCGAUCAUCUUCGUCCGUCCCGACGUCCAAGUUCGCCGCCGACAUGUCUCAACCUCCCCCGCGCCCCGCUCGCUCCCCGCUACCCCAUGGUUUCAAUCCCGCCGACAUGGACCGCCUAUCCGACCCAAAUGUCAAGGACAAGAUCAUUUCAACCGGCACCAACCCCUCAUCGCAGCACAGCUCUCUCUCGGUGCCCCUUCCAAAAGUACGCCAUGACCCGUCUUUGCGCCGGGCGCGCAAGCCGCGCUCUCAAUACCCAAGGAGUAGCACCGAGAGCCACGUCGAGUACAUCCUGGUCGCUUCGUUCGAUAUCGAUAGGGGGCCGAUCAUGGAGCACCAGUAUCCUGUCGCUAUCACUGGAGAUGAACAUAUGCUUGCGGAACUGAUGCUUCCGGAUCAGGCUCACGUCAGAAAUCAGGAUUGGACAGUUUUCUUUCUUCACAAAGAUAGCAGCCAGGAAGAGGACGAUGCUGAACGGCAGGCCAAAGAAAGUAGGCGAGCCCGGAGACGGCGCAGACGGGACCGGGCAAAGGGGAUAUUACAUGAAUCGGAUGAUGAGGACGACGGUGGUGAGGAGGACCUGGACAAUGACGACGACGACUGGGAUGAUGAUGUGUCAACCGAUGAGGAGCCAGAAGGCGGCGAGGGACCGCCGUUGGUCUAUGUGUUGAACUUGGUCAAUACCAAGCAGGACAAAACGGUCAAGAGAGGUGCCGUGGUCAAGGCUAUGGCUAUUUGCACGCGGCAUCCAUUUCUUCACAUAUACAAGCCCCUAUUACUACUCGCUCUAGAAGAGUACUUCAAAUCACCAGUACCAGAAACACUAUCCAUGUUGUUCAACGCCGUCAACGAAAUGGACCUUUCUCUCAUGCCAAAGCUCAGCCUGCUGGAAAGACACCUGCUCCAAGCCAGCGAUAACAAGGACCUAUUCGUCGAAAAGUUUGAGCGCAUGAUCCAAGCCCGCAUCUCGGAAGAAACAGCAGAAGACGUGGCAGACCAGCCCUUUGACGCCAGCCGCAGCCCCCCAAAACGACCAGGUAUCUUCCGCUCAGGCACGAAAUCCUACAUUGAAACUCACACGGGCGCCUACGCCGUGCCGCGGGACACUCACGAAUUCGAAAGCAAAGUCAUGUACAAAGGCAUCCCCAUCCCGAUCAAAGUCCCCGUCGCCGUCAUGCCCGAAACGGUCGGUGACUUCUCCCUGAUUAAACUAAUCCAAAACUUUUCGGACUCCCACGCCAAAUCCCCCCAAACCUUUGCCCUUCAUCCCCACCUAACCACCAACGGCCCGACAACCCACCCGAUCAUCGUCCUGGCCAAUGCUCUGCUGACCCAAAAGAGAGUCAUCUUCCUCGGCCACAACAUGCCCUCGGGCGAAGUAGCCGAGGCCGUCCUGGCCGCCUGCGCGUUGGUAUCAGGGGGGUUGCUCAGGGGCUUCACCCGGCACGCGUUUCCCUACACGGACCUGACCAAGAUUGACGACCUGCUCAACGUGCCCGGGUUCAUCGCCGGGGUGACGAACCCCACGUUUGAGCACCACCCGGAGUGGUGGGAUUUGCUGUGCGACAUUCCCUCGGGCAAGAUGAAGAUCUCGUCCAAGAUUGAGUCGGCGCCCAUCACGGAGGGGUUGGUGUACUUUCAGCAGCAGAACCCGGCGUACGCGAACUUCAUCAACGGGGCGUCGGCCGGGUCGGGGAGCGCGGCUGCGGCGGGGCAGCAGACGGGGGAUUUGACGGGGGAUGCGGCGUUCAUGGCGGAUAUACUGAGGUGUAUUGCCAACCGGUCGGGGGAGAGGGUGGUGAGGGCGAAGUGGAGGGAGUGGGUGCUCAAGUUUACGAGGAUCGCGGCGGCGUUUGAGGAGACGGUUUUCGGGGCUAGUGCGCUUUAUAUCGGGAGUGAUGGGGAUGGGGAUGGUGGUGGAGGGGGGGGUGAUGGGAACCUGGGGCAGGCGGCGAUGGGGCAUGGGUACGUAUGGGCCGAUGAGGCGACUAAAGCAAAAGAGCUGGCGGGGAAUGUGACAAGGAUUGAGGGGUGGCGGAAUACUAGGAGUUACUAUUCGUUUAUCCAGGACGUCGCUCAGUCAUACACGGUCCGCCCGCUCAAGGGUUUGGAUUUGGCCCACAUGCACGACCGGUUGCGGACGCAGAAGCUGACUCCCCAGCAGAGCAAGGAGAUUUUUGAGGCGCUUUACAACUAUGUCUGGUCUUAUGACGAGAUUUGUUUGCUGCUGAGUGUUGCGCCGGAGUCUCACGCGGGGCUGUUUUAUAUUGCCUUGGGACUGUUCCACAAGGAUAGGGACGUGAGGGUCAAGACGGCCGAGUUGCUGGAUAGGAUUGCUGAGCAUGAGGCGGGCCAGCAUUGGUGGAGGAGCCUGAGCCGGUUUGAGAAGCUGGCGUAUGUGAGGAUUAAGAAGGAGGUUGAGCAGGAGGGAAGAGGGGGGAGGGAGGGGGGCGUGGUGAGUCCUGUUGAUAGCAAGAGGGUUAGCUCUGGGAGAAGGGUGAUAUAAGGGCAUUGUAAUUAGGGGGUUGGUUUCAAGAGGUUUGAAAUGAAACGAUUGUUGGAGAUGUUAAGGAAGUUUUUAUGAUGAAGCCCCCUCCCUGGGCUUUAUCUUGUCAGACUAUACAGUUGGAGUCGUUGCUAGAGGUGCAUGUCUUGCAG
Molecule: messenger RNA, 3461 nt
Organism: Podospora pseudocomata
Lineage: Eukaryota; Fungi; Ascomycota; Sordariomycetes; Sordariales; Podosporaceae
Exons: 3
Coding region: 715-3309 (864 amino acids)
Biological process (GO): actin cortical patch localization
Cellular component (GO): plasma membrane
Source: RefSeq, a predicted model, not a curated record